This is a messenger RNA of Hyposmocoma kahamanoa, 1828 nucleotides long. RefSeq names its product adiponectin receptor protein (gene AdipoR). Lineage: Eukaryota; Metazoa; Arthropoda; Insecta; Lepidoptera; Cosmopterigidae. The transcript has a single exon. Bases 246 to 1409 code for a protein of 387 amino acids. Gene Ontology annotation, cellular component: plasma membrane. The record is from RefSeq and is a predicted model, not a curated record. Gene Ontology annotation, biological process: adiponectin-activated signaling pathway. Gene Ontology annotation, molecular function: signaling receptor activity.
AAUUGAUUGUGCAGUGCUCGGAUGUUCGACCUUUGUCUUAAUUCACUUGCAAAAUUCUCGUGCUUAAAUAUCUAGUGUACAUUUCAAGAUAAAUGCGAAAAAGUAUUUUUGUUGGAUUAACGAAAUAUAUGCACUGUGGUUUGUUCGUGACGUAACUGGAUUUCAAUGUUCUCGUGAAUAACUGUACGUUGACCGCAACAAUUGAGCGUAGAUGGUUUGUGCAACAUUGCGAACUGAAUUUUGACAUGAUGUGGGAAGCGGAAUCGGAGUCGGGGUCGCAGAGUGCUUCGUCAGACGGGCUGCGGCGACGGCAAGGAUGGGACCCCGAUGCCGUGAGUUUGGCCUCCCAGAUGGACGAACUGGACGAGGUACUAGCGGAGGAGGAGGAAGGCUGUCCCCUUCCCUCUACGCCCGAAGAUCAACAUCUUCUCGACGCAGAAAUGACGGAAGUGCUAAAAGCUGGUGUUCUGUCGGAUGAGAUCGACCUCGGUGCUCUUGCCCACAACGCCGCCGAACAGGCCGAAGAAUUCGUCCGAAAAGUUUGGGAAGCCUCGUGGAACGUAUGCCAUUUCAGGCACCUCCCGCGCUGGCUGCAGGACAACGACUAUUUACACAAAGGACAUAGGCCGCCCCUACCCUCAUUCAGCGCGUGUUUCGCCUCCAUCUUUCGCAUCCAUACAGAAACUGGCAAUAUUUGGACCCACCUGCUGGGCUGUGUAGCCUUUAUUGGUGUGGCUAUCUACUUUUUAUCACGCCCUGCCAUUGAGAUCCAAAUGCAAGAGAAAAUGAUAUUUGGAGUGUUCUUUGUGGGCGCUAUAGUGUGCCUUGGCUUCUCAUUCGCAUACCACACCUUGUACUGUCACUCGGAGAUGGUAGGAAAGCUGUUUUCUAAGCUAGACUAUUGUGGGAUUGCCCUUCUUAUAAUGGGCUCAUUUGUCCCUUGGCUCUACUACAGUUUCUAUUGUCACUACAGACCAAAAAUUAUUUACCUCUCUGUAGUGAUAGUUUUAGGAAUUUUGUCAAUAAUAGUGUCCCUGUGGGAUAGAUUUUCCGAGCCCCGAUUACGCCCUCUUCGAGCAGGUGUAUUUAUGGGGUUUGGGCUCUCAGGCAUAGUGCCAGCUAUACACUAUGGAGUCACUGAGGGUUGGUUCAGUCAGGUGAGCAAGGCCUCACUGGGUUGGUUGGUUCUCAUGGGCCUACUCUACAUCUUGGGUGCUAUGUUCUACGCCCUAAGAGUACCUGAAAGGUGGUUUCCAGGGAAGUGUGACAUCUGGUUCCAGUCUCAUCAAAUAUUCCAUGUUCUAGUGAUUGUGGCUGCGUUUGUGCACUACCAUGGUAUUAGUGAACUGGCCUCAUACCGAGUAACGGUGGGUGAAUGCUCCAUGCCCCCGUCUUCUAUUGCAUUCUAGCCCCUCCCAGAACCAAAAUGUGAUAGUAGACCAUAGAUAAAUUUUAAUAGUUAACAAACAUUCAAAGGCUUCAUUUUAUGAUUUAAAAUUUUGUUUCUGAUGCAUUUUUGGUGAUUAAUAUUUUAACAACACUUACAAUAUGUUAAAUAUAUACAUACUUGAAUAGAACCAAAUGAGGCUGAUAAGAAUAACAAUGUUUGGUAAUAUUAAAUUUAAUACCCCGCUACAUUUCAGCUCAGGGAGACUAAGUUUAGGCCAAAUUGAAUCUUGUGGAAUUUUGUAAAGCCUUCAAUUACUUGUUGAGAAGGGACUAUGAUAAAAUAGGAAAAAAUUCCCGAGAUUCCAAUGAAUAAACCUUAGUUACUACAUGGCUCCUUUAUUUAUUUAAAAUUAGGGUUACAAAUUAAGAAGUAGACACG